Calypte anna (Anna's hummingbird) is the source of this 681-nucleotide messenger RNA. It is a transcript of the gene SHISAL2A, whose product is annotated as shisa like 2A. The transcript has 4 exons. Bases 35 to 388 code for a protein of 117 amino acids. The record is from RefSeq and is a predicted model, not a curated record. Lineage: Eukaryota; Metazoa; Chordata; Aves; Apodiformes; Trochilidae.
UGCCGGCGGAGCUGAGGCGCCGGGCAGCCCCACCAUGAGCGGGGAGUGCAGCAGUUACCUCAACGCUGAGAAGGUGCUGGUCAGCGGCUUCAGCUGUCCGCGGACGGGCGGAGACGCCCGGGCCGUGUACUGCUGCGGCUUCCAGGACGUCAAGUACUGCUGCGAUGACCCCCACAGCUUCUUCCCUUACGAGCACAGCUACAUGUGGUGGCUCAGUGUUGGAGCACUUGUGGGGCUGUCAAUAGCAGCAGUGGUCCUCUUUGCUUUUAUCAUCACUGUGUGUGUUCUCUGCUACUUGUUUAUCAGCACAAAGCCACGCAGCAAAUUGGACACUGGUUUAAGCUUACAAAUGGCAGACAGUGAGACAAGAGGGAGUUCUGUAUGUUAAGAGGCUCUGGAUGGAUUCUACUAAUGCUGUAAUGAAAAUACAGAGAUGCAUCCUUCACAAGGCUCCCACCAAAACCAGCUGUUGACAAGGCCAAGUGUCUCUGAAGAGAUUUCUUGAGCCACAAGGAUGAACUGUGACUGUGAGCCACAGGAACCUGACUCACUCUUCUGGGGGUGUUUCCAUCUCCUGCUAUUACAACCAGAUAACCAGAGGCCAAUCUGAAGCUGUGCCAGGAUGGUGUUAUUUGUGUGUGGUUACUGUACUGGCAGGUGUUGUAUGUUGUUGUGCAUGUA